Molecule: messenger RNA, 569 nt
Organism: Sitodiplosis mosellana (orange wheat blossom midge)
Lineage: Eukaryota; Metazoa; Arthropoda; Insecta; Diptera; Cecidomyiidae
Product: general odorant-binding protein 56d-like
Exons: 4
Coding region: 48-452 (134 amino acids)
Biological process (GO): sensory perception of smell
Molecular function (GO): odorant binding
Source: RefSeq, a predicted model, not a curated record
CGACAUUUGACUAGCUUCAAGUAAAACAAAACGCAACGAUUUAAAAGAUGAAAAUUGUUUUGGUUUUAUUCAGUGUAGUGGGUCUCAGCUUUGCAGCUUUAGACAUUCCCGACCAUUUAAGAGCCCCGUUGAAAACUUUGCGCAAAGCAUGCGUAGCCGAAACGGGCGUAGAGGAAAAGUACAUAGAUGAAAGCAGACAUGGACACUUGAGUGAUGCACCUGGAAUGGGAUGCUAUAUCAAUUGUUUGAUGGAACAUUCGGGAAUGGUUGAAGAAGACGGUCGAAUCCAUUUUGAUGACAUUAUGCACUUACUCACACCAGAAACAAGGGAAACUGUCAUAAAAGUCGUGAAUGAAUGUCAAACAAAACAUGGAAAUACAAGAUGUGAAACCGCCUGGAUGACUGUUCAAUGCUAUUAUCAAGUUGCUCCAGAGGAUGCUGAACUUCCAUGAUUCCACUACGUUCGGAUUUAUUCUUCUUAUUACGAUUUUAUUAUUUUAUUCUAUGAUUUUAUUGCAUUAUCCAAGCACAAUUGAAAUUCAUCAUCAAUAAAUAAAUUUUUAACCAAA